Saccharomyces eubayanus is the source of this 981-nucleotide messenger RNA. RefSeq names its product ATP synthase complex assembly protein ATP12 (gene ATP12). Bases 1 to 981 code for a protein of 326 amino acids. The transcript has a single exon. The record is from RefSeq and is a predicted model, not a curated record. NCBI's taxonomy places the organism in Eukaryota, Fungi, Ascomycota, Saccharomycetes, Saccharomycetales, Saccharomycetaceae. Gene Ontology annotation, cellular component: mitochondrion. Gene Ontology annotation, biological process: mitochondrial proton-transporting ATP synthase complex assembly.
AUGUUGACAUCACUGAAAUACGGGAACUGUGUUGCCAGGUCAAUUAGAUCGACAAUCCCUCGUUUCUAUUCACUAAACGCUCAGCCAUUGGGCACAGACAAUACAAUUGAAAAUAACUCACCUACAGAGACAAACAGACUGAGCAAGACUUCCCAAAAAUUCUGGGAAAAGGUGUCAUUGAAUAGAAACGCUGAAAAUGGAAAAAUUGCAUUACAAUUAGAUGGGAAGACUAUAAAGACUCCCCUAGGAAACGGUAUAUUAAUUGAUGAUACAAGGUCUCUUUUAGCAUACCUAUUAAAACUAGAAUGGUCAUCGUUAUCCAGUCUCUCGAUCAAAACGCACUCUUUGCCAUUGACCUCAUUAGUGUCGAGGUGCAUUGAUUUAGAAAUGACAAACAAACCCGGCUGUGAUCCUCAAUUGGUCGCAAAGAUCGGUGGUAAUAGUGAUGUUAUUAAAGACCAAUUGUUAAGAUAUUUGGAUACUGAUACCUUGUUAGUGUUUUCGCCCACGAGUGAGUUUGAAGGGAAACUACGUGCUGCCCAAAAUGAGUUAUACUUGCCCUUGAUUAAAGGAACCGAAGAAUUCCUAUCCAAAUUUUCUUCCCAGCAUGAUGACAUUCAUUUACAGGUUUUAGAUGCUGAUAUCCAUGGGUUACGAGGUAACCAACAGCCAAAUGUAGUUAGGGACGCGGCUAUGAACUACAUGAACAGCUUAUCACCAUGGGACCUGGCUAUCCUUGAGAAAACUGUACUAACUACCAAAUCGUUCAUCUGCGGUGUGCUAUUAAUGGAAAACAAGAAAAUCUCUGAUAAUCUACCCCCUGGCUUGAAAACUGACAUGGAAAAAAUUGUUCGUGCUGCCACUUUGGAAACCAUCUUUCAAAUUGAAAGAUGGGGGGAGGUUGAAGAUACUCAUGACGUUGACAAAAGGGACAUCAAWAGGAAAAUUCAUACUGCCGCCAUAGCCGCCUUUAAGCAAUAA